Brassica oleracea var. oleracea is the source of this 915-nucleotide messenger RNA. Its product is annotated as protein MIZU-KUSSEI 1. The record is from RefSeq and is a predicted model, not a curated record. Lineage: Eukaryota; Viridiplantae; Streptophyta; Magnoliopsida; Brassicales; Brassicaceae. The transcript has a single exon. The coding region runs from base 16 to 837 and encodes 273 amino acids. Gene Ontology annotation, biological process: hydrotropism.
CCCACCCAACUAGUGAUGUAUCUUUCUAUAUAUAAUUUAUAUUCACAUGCUCAACCCUUGUAUUCAUCCAAUCCACACAUAUUCAUAACAACACCAAGAAAGGAUAAACAAGUAAAAGCUAUGCCGAUCCGAUCUAGCCCUUUCUUCAAUAUGGAGAGCUCGGCUGUGCUCUCUAUGUUGCGGCACACCGGCAAGUCCAUGGAUUCUAAACAUCCAAAGAAAUCUUCAGGAAGCAUCGGUGGCGGGGUACUCAAAAUGUUCAAACUCUUGCCAAUGCUAUCAUCCGGUUGCAAGAUGGUGAACUUGUUAAGUAGAGGGCAUCGAAAACCCUUACUUAAAGACUUUGCAACUACGGGAACAAUAUUCGGGUUCCGCAAAGGAAGAGUGUUUCUUGCAAUACAAGAAGAUCCUCAUUGCCUGCCAACGUUCAUCAUCGAGCUCCCCAUGCUGACCUCGGCGCUGCAGAAGGAGAUGGCCUCGGAGACCGUGAGGAUUGCUCUAGAAAGCGAAACAAAGACACCGAGGAAGAAGGUGUUGGAGGAGUUUGUGUGGGGGAUUUACUGUAACGGACGGAAAAUCGGGUAUUCGAUAAGGAGAAAGAACAUGAGCGAGGAGGAGAUGUAUGUGAUUGAUGCACUAAGAGGUGUUUCCAUGGGAGCUGGAGUUUUACCAUGUAGAGACCAAUACGAGCAAGAGACAGAAGGAGAAAUGACUUACAUGAGAGCUCGUUUCGAUAGAGUUGUUGGGUCUAAGGACUCUGAAGCAUUGUAUAUGAUUAACCCUGAAGGUAGUGGUCAGGAUACAGAGCUUAGUAUCUUCUUUCUCCGGUCUCAUUAAUUGUUGUUACACGUUUCUUUUUGACGUCCGUUUUUACUCUGUUUUAAAGUCAAUUAAAUGGUGAUAAAAAUAAUAUUU